UUUUAUUUCGUUUUGCAUCGAUUAAAACGUGUUUGUUUGCGUUUGCAACAACUUUUUCCACCGUGUCCCCCACCGGCGUGUGUGCGAAAAAGUCUUUGCAACGUUCCAAACAACACGUCGAUAAGUACGGCCGCAAAAAUUCCUAAAUCCGUGGCAGCCAGUAAACUGCAGCGCCUCAAAGCCAAAGCGGCUGCAAGUCAACAUUACGGCGGCAGUUAUCGUAAGUCCGGCAACGGCAUCAGUGUUGGCGGUGGCGGCGGCGGCGGCGGCGGUGGAGGUGGUGGUGGCGUCGGCGGCGUAGGCAGCGGCAGCGGCAGCGCAGCUGGCAGUGAUCUAGCUAAUUUUACAACUACAAGCGGCUACAAUUAUCAACGCGGUGGCGCUGCAGAGGAGCGUAGCUUUGCUGCAACAGCGGCGACGUCGGCGUUGGCGUUGGCGUCUUCAACUGCCGACACUGUUGGCGACAAGUCAUAUCAAUUUAACAACAACAACAUCAACACUAGCAACAACAACAAUUAUCAAAAGUCAAACUACACCAGUGCCAAUUACAAUAAUCAGAAUCCAACAACCAACCACCUGCCUUACCAGCCUACACCAUACUCCUCCCACAACAACAACAACAACAACAUUAACAACGGCAACGGGGGAACGAUGAUGAUGACCAAACAGAAGCCAACGCUUACCGAACGCCUCAACAUCGGUGGGGAUGAGGUACGCGAGCUUAAGUUGGGUGCCACAUUCAAUCCAAAAAAUACAGCGACCGCAUUUCACACAAUUAAAUAUGACUUUAAGCCAGCCAGUGUGGAUACGAGCCGAAUGGCAACUGUGGAUGUUGGCUCCAAUAAUCAAGUUACUGUUACCGUGCCAAAUUUAGAAAGUUCCGGUGUGCCUCAAACAGUUUAUAAGGGUAAUCACAAAAAAUAUACAAAAGAAUGCCUAAUCAUAUUCGACAAGGAAACGGGUGCUAUCACACUAGAGAAGCUAAACCACAAUAUACAAGUGAAGAAGACAAGAAGCGAAAUGACAAACAAGCCAAGCUUGAUGCCUGCUACAAAUGCUGCACCCAUGUCCUCUGGCCCGAAUGGUGUGCCAAUGCCGUCCGGGGCAAUGGCUGGUACGGGAUCUGGCCCUAAACUGGAGAACAGCACCAUGCGCAUAACAUCGAAGACGAAAGUGUCGACGGGCAGUCGCCGGAACAACAUAAUUGAUUUUAAGCCACGCAAUUCGCCCAUGCAGCAGAGCUCACCAUCACGUCCAGUUGCCUCACACCGCAGUCCGCAAUCGGCGCCGGCCUGGCAUGCCAACAAUGCCCAGCAAACGUUGCCCAGCAUACCUAUGAUAAUGGACGAUGAUGACUUUGGCUUGAGUGCAGCGCUGCACAAUGGCGGCGGCGGCGGCGGCGGCCAGGCGAACAUCUCGGGCUCCUCCACAGGCUCGUCAGUUGGCCAGCCGGACUAUGGCUCAGUGAACAUGGGAAAGCAACGGCAGGCGUCGAGCCAAGGUCACGCCAAGCGGCAGCAGCAGACGCAACGUUCAAGUCCGCCCAUGCAGCAGCAGCAGCAGCAACAGAAUUAUGGACGUGGCGGCGCCAACAACAACUACGCACAACAGCUGCACCAGCAACAACAGCAGCAGCAACAGCAACAACUGCAGCAGCAACAACAGCAAAUGCAGCAGCGCGCCUCAUUUAGCCAUAGCAAUCAUAGCAAUAGUAUGCCCCUGGAUUUGGAUUCGCCCACUCAUCAUGAGCAGGCGGCGCAGUCUAUGGCCCAGGCAGCCGCCGUGCUGGAACAGCAAAUUGGCGGCGAACUGAGUGCAUCCAGCUCGAGCUCCGAGUCCGAAUCCAGCGACAGUGACAGUGGCAGCGAUUCUGAUGACAGCACCGAGGAUGACCGUUCCACGCACCAGCAGCAGCAGCCGCCCGGGCAGCUAUCGCAACAUCAUCAUCAUCAUAUGCAACAGCAGCAACACAUGCAUCAGCUGCCUAAUCUGGGACUGGGCUCUAUAUCGCCCACAUAUAAUAGUCAUCAACAUCAUCAACAACAACAACAGCAACACCAACAGCAGCAGCAGCAGCAGUCGCAUCAUCAUCAUCACCAACAGCAGCAGCAACAGUCCAGCAUUUAUGCAUCCAAUGGUGGCUUCCCCAAUGACUUGCUACAAAACGAUCUGCAAUUGUCCUCAAAUUCGUCCGACGAUGAUGAUUAGCCUUUUUUAAAUAGUAAACCAUUUAGUUGUAAUCUAUAUAUUGCCUUCUUUGUGGACUACUUUAAACAACAGCAACCAACGACCAUAAGCAAAUAUCAACAAAAAUCAUUAUGUAGUGAAAAGGAAAAACCAAUAUUAAUUAUUGAUAUUCA
Molecule: messenger RNA, 2360 nt
Organism: Drosophila mojavensis
Lineage: Eukaryota; Metazoa; Arthropoda; Insecta; Diptera; Drosophilidae
Gene: Eaf
Product: ell-associated factor Eaf
Exons: 7
Coding region: 652-2208 (518 amino acids)
Biological process (GO): regulation of transcription elongation by RNA polymerase II; positive regulation of DNA-templated transcription
Cellular component (GO): super elongation complex
Molecular function (GO): transcription elongation factor activity
Source: RefSeq, a predicted model, not a curated record